CUGAUAAGUAACGAAUAAUUCUUCUCUAUUCUGCAAUGGAUUAUAUGACACUAACGUCUUUUCUCAUCAUCCAUAUUGCUUUUUAUUUUUCUAUUAAAUUUUCUAUUCCUAGCGCGUGAAAUACCUGUCGUGGUGAAUUUCAUAAUUUGAAACUCGAGCGUCGCAGAAACUACAUUACUCGUGGAGCGACCUAGUAGUUUUGGCCAGCCUUGACAGUGAACUUGCGUCUGGUCAGAGUGGGCCUAUUCUACUGAACCGAGCGCGUCAUCGCGCCUGCACAGAGUUUACCUUCCGUGCAUUUAGAUUUUUCGAUCAUUUGAAUAUACGUUCCUUCCUUAGUUCUCUUACGCUUCUCUUUGCACACGGUUAGCAAGUAUCUAUAUAUUUUCUUCUAUUCUUUCGUCUUUUGAUUGAUCGACGUACGAUGGCGAUUUUCAUGCAGUAAAAUUUUGUUAUCAUUUCGUACAUAUUACAAUGGAAGUUUCUUUGAAAACGAACGUCGCCGUUAAUCUCUAUCUUUUUCUAAAAAUUCUACAAAUUUUCUAUUUUCACAGUAACGUUAUAAAUAGCUCCUAGUACAAAUUACGACAAAAUAAAUUCUUGUAGAGUGGUGAUCGAAAUCUCGUAGCAACGAGGGAUCUUUGCUAAUAGUAGCUCCUAUAGUAAAAUAUAAAAUACGCGAUUACUAUGUAGAAUAUAUAGAAUGAACGUAAUUAAUAUUUCUAAAUUAUAAACCACAGGAAAUCGUAAUCACGCGUCAGACAAUAAUCCUAAUAUUUAUUCGAGAUCCUGACUCCUCGUUCCACGCAAGACCCUGCUGUGGUCAUUUCUUUCGAUUCGGAAAAUUAAUUCGGUCGUUGAUUGUAUACAUCGGCAACAAUUUGUCGAAGUGCCAGCCAGGUGUCUUAUAUGGUCAGGACCGCUCUUUAAUGGUCGAAACUGGCCAUCAUCCAACGUCGUUGAUUAGGCGUACCGUAGCACUGUCAUCUUCCUAACACUUGCCUCGAAUCCUCAGUCUCCUCCGUGCAUCAGCGAUAGGAACUUCAAAAUUUAUUCGAAACUGCAAACUUCUCACGAACGUUAGAAUUUUGCACGAUGAGUGACUCCGACGAAGAAUCGUUCAGCGACAAAGUAGCGAUGUUCGACCAAUACGCGAACAAGCACAAAGACAAGCAGAGCAAAAAUCCGUUCACGUCCGGCUCGAAUAUCGAAAAAAGGAAAUUCUCGAAAGAAGAAUACGGCAGACCAGAAGCUGGCUCCUUGACAGAUAUUCGUGGUCGCAAAGCCACGGCGCACAUCCUCAAAGAGGUGCUCGAACUUUGCGAGAUUAUUCAUCAAGAGGGCACGCCGUGUCGCGAUCGACCAGAAAUCAUCGCAAUCACGUUUGGCGACCUAUUCAACAUUUACACCCACAUCAGCGACAAAUGCGUAGGACUACUGUUGAGAGCCAGGAAACAGAAGCUCGUGGACUUUGAAGGAGAAGUACUGUUUCAGAGACGAGACGACGACGUACCCAUCUACCUGGUGAAGCCCAUCAACGAAAUCCGGGAAAUGUUCAAACAGCGGCUAAAAGAAAUUGCACAGGAGACGCCCAUAAGCUAACAAUCGUCUUCGUCGUUCGGCGAAUAAAUUCCAUGGUGAAGAGUCCCUGCUGCAACUCUGUGUUACCCAACGUUAUCCUGUAUUUAUUUACGACACAGCCGUUGAAGCAACGCGAACGGCCAUUGUAUAGUUUGUAAUUUUUAUUCGAAGUGUACGUGAGACGAACGAGUGGUUGAAGUCGAAGAAUGAGAUGAUGAUGUAGAUCGAUGAAGGACAAAUAUGUGCAAUGUGAUAUUUCCAUAGAAUUAUUAGGAAUAAAGAUUCUUUUCUAGCAAAGAUUUCCUCGGUAUUUCUCUCUCCCUCUGUCAAUCUUAACCGUCUCGAACGAUUAUACUAAACAAUUGUCAUGACCAAACCAAAAUCUCGAAAAUAAACUGGCGAAUCUUGAGAAUCGUAGAUAAAGAAGUUUCACAAUAUUUGGACGCAAACAUCCGUACAGAGAUUGCACUCUAAGAAUCCGGGAAAAUUACCGAAGAGUAGCGUCGGUUUAGAGCGUCUCCGUUCGACACACUGUCGAUUGUCCUGGCAAAUCCAAUUUCUUCGCCAUUUGCUGAAAAGAAGCGGGAUCAGCGUAGACCAUUCGCUCCGUUACUUCCAAACCUUUAUUCGUACAGAGCUGUUCACGUACAACAUUAAAAAUAACGCAAGGCUUGCCGCCGUUUUCAGAAGAAUACAACGAAAUUUCUCGACGUGUACUGCGACCUCGAGCGAGAACGAUUAGGCAACGUCCUUUCGUGUAACAAUGGACCAAAACGACGUCCGUUUCGCUGGCAUACCACCGUUGUCUUUUCCUUUCUUCUUUGAAGAAAUUGCGAUUGGCUCUAUUUCUUUGAAGUAGAGUCCAUCGUCAAUUCUCUUGUUAUAUUCGUCUUUCCAUAAUUACCGCGAUAAUAUGCUAAACUUACUAAAUUUGACAAGAUAACUAUCGUUUCUUAUUAAAAAUUUCCUAAAACUUUGCGUAAAGCUUCAAUCAGUGGUUUAGAAGAUAGUUUGAAAAAUUGGGAGAUGUGACGAUACGUGGAAAAUAGAUGUCAAAAGGCAGAGAACGCGGGAGAGCAUCUUAGAAACGAGCUUAGACGAUGGAAAAACUUGAGAUCAAAAGUGUCACAGUUUGCGGAAAACGACAUCGUUGCGCGUUCCAACGUUCUCGUUUACGGAUGACUCAGUGGUUGAUUGGGUCAUCGGUUUGCUGUGGAUCGGUGCGGUCGUCCAAUUCGAACACGCGUUUGAAAAUUACGCUAUCGAGGAAAAAUGCGCAGCUACUUAGCCUUAACACGCUAAACGUUUUAUGUACGUAAACUUUCGUCUUUUGUUCGUAUACUGGGGCGCGUAUUCCGCGUUUACGCGCUAAAUGGAAGGCAAAGCGAAAUUAACUGCGCGUUUAACGCGUCAAAGGCGAAUUUUCGAAGAUAUCUAAUUAUUGCCACGUUAUUACGUAAUUUAUUAGCAGCUAACAGUGUGUAAUAUUUGGACGAUUUCUAGACCAACGAUACACGAUGCCUGUUGCUCGUUAAUUCGAAAAUCAGACGUUUAAACUUUAAAUUCUAAAGAUAACGAACUUUUUUAUCAGAAUGUAGCUUAGCCAGCGGGAUUGUUAGUUCUUUGUAGGAUGUCGAGUAAAAAAUCUUGCCAACAAGCCACGAGUCAUUGUGUUCCUGGCACAGACAGCGAAAGUAACCGAAUCGAAUUCCUCGUUACGUUCGUGUUCUCGCCAAGAUUCGUAGGAAUCGACUGAUCGUUUCAUCGAACCGUCUGAUAUAUUAGCUACGAGCAAGGGUCUCAAGCAAGAAGAAACAAGAACAGAACGAAAACGGACGAAAGGAAGCGAGAGUAACUCGUCGGGUGGCAACAUCUUCCAUCGAUAUCGACGAUAAGAAACAGGAAGCAGAUGAAGAGAAAAAAGGAAUCCAGGUAAAAGAAAGAUAAUUUCUUUGUUUUUUUUUUCUCUCCUAACAAUCAGAAAUAUUCACAGGCAGUUAAUUCCAUCUUAAUAUUAAACCAAAUAAACUCGAAAGAAGAAAAAGAAAAUCAGGAAACGAAGCUGAGAAAGAAAAAGCACAGGGGAUCCGGGUUUUCUUCGUUUCUGUCGAUUCGAAUCCUUCUCGCUCGAGAGGCGUCCGUUCGAUUGUCCGAGAGGUCGCUCGGGUCAGCGACUGUCUGUGCGCUUUCUUCACGAAGAAAAAUAUAUGUAUAUAUAUAUUUAAUGUCUCUUAAUCAUAAUAUAUAUAUAAUAAUAAUAAUCAAUUUCUCUCUAAAUAUCGCGCGUGACAACGUAUCCUUUCAUUACUCUUUUUAUGUACAAUAAUUAUAUCUCGCGAGCUUCAUCGAUUUUUUUCCUUCUUUUUUUUUCUGUGUGUGUUUUGUGUAUGUUUUAACAUCGUUAUUAUUAACAAUUCUUCUUAAAUUCUUCUCUCUAGUGGCGUAAGUUUCGUGAGCGUCAGGAGGCUUCCGCGAUCGUUACACCCUCCGAGUGGGUGGCACCGAUCCAUCGUCGUUUUAAUGGAAACGACGACCGUUACGCCGGAAGCCUCCGUUGAAAGUUACGUCACCGAUCAGGAUAUACCAUUUUUAUUACUUUCACUCGUCCUAAAAACGUGUACCACACGAUCCAACGACAAAAGGGAGGUAACGCAUCGUCGAUUCUCACUGCUUUUCCACCGCGUUUCCGCCACCGGUUGUCGCCUUCGUCUUUAUUUGUUACCCUCCAACGCCAUUGCGAAUUCCAUCCUGGAGCCGAGCUUCGACAGAAUUUUCAACGACGAAGUCCCUUCUGUAACUUUCGACGAUCGACGUUCCGGUUUUCCUCACCUCGAUCGCUGUGUCUCUCGCGGAAAAUCGCUCGAGCAUGUUCCUCGAGGUACGACAAUUGGAGCGGAAAGAACUGUGAACUCGGUGAUGUUGACAACGACGUCCUCGGUGGCUGAGAACUAGAAUCAUCGUGACGAUCAUCAUCGCGGAAACGCGUGUUUCAUCGCGUUUCAAGCGUUCUGCUAGACGUUCGACGGUGUCCGUUGGAGCGUUUCGUGGUUAUUGGAGUAUUUUUCAGAUAGGAACCUUGAAUACAUUUCAAGGGAAAAAGUCUUUCCAGGAUGAUGCACAGGUGUGUCUCUUUUCAGUAGAAAAUAUAGAGUGUCUUUAAGGAUAGCGAUAAGAAGACACGAUUAGAGAAAAGAAACGCGUGGAAGUUAUGAAAGAGAUAGAGAGAGAGAGAGAGAGAGAGAAAGAGAGAGAGAGAAAGAGAGACAGAGAAAGAGAGACAGAGAGAAAAAGGAUCGAGAAAGAAGAAGGAAUGGAUAGAAGAAAAAAAGAAGCCAGAAGAAGAGAGAAAGAAGAAGAAAAGGAAAAGAAGAAAGUUGUUCGUAAAGAGAAUGAGCUAGAAAUGUGAAAUAAAUGGAUCCGGUAAUAAGUUCCUUACUCAGUUUAAAAAAAGAAAGAUAUCAAUAAUUCUGCAGUUAGUUUGCUAAUUAAUCGAAGAAAACAUAGCUUCUUUAAAGAUAAAAAACUCUACCAGCUAACACUACAAUAAAUUCUACCGACGUUAAAGAAGUUAUAGAAUUAAUGAUAACGAGAAGUCGAUGGUUAUACCAUUCGAUCGUUACGCGACUCUAAAAAAAAAAGAAACAA
This is a messenger RNA of Bombus huntii, 5226 nucleotides long. Its product is annotated as actin-binding Rho-activating protein-like. Gene Ontology annotation, molecular function: actin binding. Lineage: Eukaryota; Metazoa; Arthropoda; Insecta; Hymenoptera; Apidae. The transcript has 4 exons. The coding region runs from base 1096 to 1602 and encodes 168 amino acids. The record is from RefSeq and is a predicted model, not a curated record. Gene Ontology annotation, biological process: positive regulation of Rho protein signal transduction.